CUUUUUCCCAGACUAGGACUAGGCGAAUUCACGGCUCUUUUUCUCCGGCGGUUGAUUUUGCUCCUCAGUCAAGUGAGACCUAAAAUCUUUGGGAGAAGGAAGGGAAGAAAACAAAAAUGUCAAAGUCUUGUAAGGGCCUAGCAAUGGAGUUGGUGAAGUGCCUUAGCGAGUCUGAUUGCGUCAAGGUCGAAAACCGGUCGUUUAGAGAAUGUGCGGGAGAGAAGAGUCCUACAAUCUCGAGCGAGUGCGUCGGCUUGAGGGAGACGUAUUUCAACUGCAAGCGAGGCCAGGUCGAUAUGAGAGCUAGAAUACGAGGAAACAAAGGCUACUAAACUGUUGGUAAUGUCUUUACCAACUUGUAGGGAUGGAAUUUUGUGGUUUGAGUAAGAUUUUGGCUGAUUUUUUGGGAAUUGUGUUCAUCACUCAUCACGUGCAAAGAUUUCGUCAAGUUUAUGCCUUGCAAAUGAAAGUUUUUUAAUGAAGUCCUUCCAAUGAAACUUACCAAAGGCCACUUGUGCUUUCUAGCAUUUCUUACGUGCUUCCAUCCAGGUCCACCUUUUUUCUCCCUAAAUAUAAAAUUUUGGGCAAUAAACAUUGUAGAUUUUUCGUGUGAUUAUGCAUCAUAAUAACUCUUUGGGGGCAUUUAGUAGACAAUAAUCUAAGGACUCUUUGGGGGCAUUUAGUAUACAAUAAUCUAAGGGAUGUUUGGUACAAGAAUUAAAAUAUACAUUUACAGACCUCAUUUUGGGGUAAUUUGAAACCCACUUAACAUGGUUUUAUUCAUUUUUCUGGCACGUGAUACUCUCACUUUCUAUGAUUGCAAUGUUUACUUGUUUGUUUCAAUUGUUUCGUCUACUUGUUCUCCGUAAAGUAGAAUAGAAAACAUCAUGUAGAUUAGAACCCCGUUGAAUAGAUUUGGGAUGAACAUGUUCAAUUUAGUGACCAUAUAUAAAUACUCAUAAUGGAAUGAAAAAAGAUGUUCAUGUUGAGAUCAAGGAGCUCUUCUGCACUAUUUUGAUAAGAGGCACUGCUCAAGAGCAAAGCUCUCAGACUGGCUUUGGCUUUGCGUUUGAAGUUUUGCUGUCGUUAUCAUACGAAGAUCGACGUCUUCGCACACUUCUACAAUUUUACAUUGUAUUUUGCUUGUGUGGUGUUGAUAGUGUGGCCUCGCGAGGGGAAAAAGAGGUUAUCAAGCGUAAUGCAAUAACUAGAGAGUAAUACAUGUAUUUUGUUU
Molecule: messenger RNA, 1234 nt
Organism: Morus notabilis
Lineage: Eukaryota; Viridiplantae; Streptophyta; Magnoliopsida; Rosales; Moraceae
Product: cytochrome c oxidase assembly factor 5
Exons: 2
Coding region: 117-332 (71 amino acids)
Biological process (GO): mitochondrial respiratory chain complex IV assembly
Cellular component (GO): mitochondrion
Source: RefSeq, a predicted model, not a curated record